AUGAGCUUCAUGCCCACUUUAGAAUCAAGGGAACAAGAGAUGUCAGUAAACCCAAGCUCCUUGGCAGCACAAGAGGCAUCUACCUCUUCCAAGGGCAUCUAUUCUGUGAGUGCUUUCAGGAGGCGCGCCAACCCCAGCCUCCUGUAUGUUCUUAUCCCUAAUCUGAGUGUCAUUCACAGCUUGUUUCUUUUGAUGAGCGAGUCUCUUGGUCAUCUUCUCUUGCCUAGCCAGAUGGACGGCUUCUGUAUACACAUGCUUUGGGCAUCACCUCACUCUACCCCAUCGAAUGGAGGUGAUGGAAUUCCUAAUCACAGCAAAACCCACCUCCCCCAGUCAGGUUGA
Rangifer tarandus platyrhynchus (Svalbard reindeer) is the source of this 342-nucleotide messenger RNA. NCBI's taxonomy places the organism in Eukaryota, Metazoa, Chordata, Mammalia, Artiodactyla, Cervidae. The record is from the annotation of a GenBank genome assembly.